Molecule: messenger RNA, 767 nt
Organism: Triticum dicoccoides
Lineage: Eukaryota; Viridiplantae; Streptophyta; Magnoliopsida; Poales; Poaceae
Product: probable histone H2A.5
Exons: 1
Coding region: 105-566 (153 amino acids)
Cellular component (GO): nucleosome
Molecular function (GO): DNA binding; protein heterodimerization activity; structural constituent of chromatin
Source: RefSeq, a predicted model, not a curated record
AACACAACCCACUCCCGCCAACACAGCGCGCUCCCGCCUCCUCAAAUCCCAAUUCCCCAUCGCCCAUCGCCAAAUCUCUCCGCGCCUCCACCCCGCCAGCCGCCAUGGAAGCCUCAGCCGCCGGCGCCGUCGCGAAGGCGAAGAAGUACGUGGUGGGGCGCAAGCUCGGCGGCGGGCCCAGGAAGCAGGCGGUGGCGCGGUCCGUCAAGGCCGGGUUGCAGUUCCCCGUCGGCCGCAUCGGGCGGUUCCUCAAGAAGGGCCGCUACGCGCAGCGCGUCGGCAUGGGCGCCCCCGUCUACCUCGCCUCCGUCCUCGAGUACCUCGCCGCCGAGCUGCUGGAGCUCGCCGGGAACGCCGCCAAGGACAACAAGAAGUCCCGCAUCAUCCCGCGCCACCUGCUGCUCGCCAUCCGGAACGACCAGGAGCUCGGCAGGCUGCUCGCCGGCGUCACCAUCGCCCACGGCGGCGUGCUGCCCAACAUCAACCCCGUGCUGCUCCCCAAGAAGGCGGCCGACAAGGAGCCCAAGUCGCCCAAGAAGGCCGCCAAGUCCCCCAAGAAGGCCUAGUCGAUUACUUACUGUCUAGUAGGAGUACCUCGUAAUAGAAUUAGUGUUCGCUGUUUGGGUAAUGGUGUCGAUGUAGUGAUGUUCUGCUCUGCUUUGAAAAAAAGAACGUCAGAGAUCUCUCUGACUUGCUGUAAAUUUCUGCUCUGUCGACAAUCUGUUCAUGAUUUUGUAGUGCUAUAUGGAGUUCUACAUUUGUGCGGA